CUCUGCUUUAGGAAACUCACCAGAGUGAGACCUCCCGUCUCUGCUGGGCUCUCUGCUUUAGGAAACGUGGCCUUACCGAGUCUCCAGCAGAACCUGGUAGAUGAAUGAGAACCACGCAGCGUCCUUUUCCUUCCGUCUGUCAGUUUCCGCCGCGGUCCCGGUAGUCUUCUGAGCCCACCUCUGUGAAGAACCAUGUCUGAGACAGAACACGUCCCGCUCUCGGCCCCCGAGGCCGCCGCUGCCCUGAACGCUACCGACUCCAACGGCACCGAGGCUCUGAACGCUACCGCUAAGUUCGUGGCAACUCCGGAGGGCACUGCGCUGGCGUACGGCAGCCUGGUGGUCAUGGCCCUGCUGCCCAUCUUCUUCGGAGCCCUGCGGUCCGUCACCUGCUCUAAAUCCAAGGAACUGGGAGGAAAUGAUUAUGGUUCCGGAUUCGGAAAUUCCUCCGACGCUCCGGAGACCAUCACCAGCCGGGACGCGGCUCGCUUUCCCAUCAUCGCCAGCUGCACCCUGUUUGGACUCUACCUGUUCUUCAAGGUGUUCUCUCAGGAGUACAUCAACCUGCUGCUGUCGGUCUACUUCUUUGUUCUGGGAGUUCUGGCUCUGUCUCACACCAUGAGUCCUCUGAUGUCCAGAAUCUUUCCAGAGUCGUUCCCGAACAAACAGUACCAGCUGCUGUUCACCCAGGGCUCCGGAGAGACCAAAGAAGAAAUAGUGAAUUAUGAGUUUGACACAAAGACGCUGGUUUGUCUGCUGAUCAGCAGCGUGGUCGGGUUCUGGUACCUGCUCAAAAAGCACUGGAUAGCCAAUAACCUGUUUGGUCUGGCCUUUGCCCUGAACGGGGUGGAGCUGCUGCACCUCAACAACGUCAGUACCGGCUGCAUCCUGCUGGGGGGGCUCUUCAUCUACGACGUCUUCUGGGUGUUUGGGACCAACGUCAUGGUGACGGUGGCUAAGUCGUUCGAGGCUCCGAUCAAACUGGUGUUUCCUCAGGACCUUCUGGAGAAAGGUCUGGGAGCCAGUAACUUUGCCAUGCUGGGACUGGGAGACAUCGUCAUUCCGGGCAUCUUCAUCGCCCUGCUGCUGCGCUUCGAUGUCAGCCUAAAGAAGAACAGCAGGACGUAUUUCUACUCCAGCUUCCUGGCCUACAUCUUUGGACUGGGCCUCACCAUCUUUGUCAUGCACACCUUCAAGCACGCACAGCCCGCUCUGCUCUACCUGGUUCCCGCCUGUGUCGGGUUCCCGGUCCUCGUGGCGCUGCUCAAAGGAGAGCUCAUGGAGAUGUUCAGGUAUGAGGAAGAUUCGGCUGAGGAGGCGGAGCCUAAAGAGGACUCAUCCGAAUCUGAGAAAAAGGACCAAUAAAAUUCAUCUCUGGCCCCCACCACCACCACCACCUUCACAUUUUACUGAAGCUCCUCCCCCUCCCUCCUCUCCAGCUUCCUGUUUUUCAGCAGGAAACUGGACAGAUUUCCUGUUGCCAUUGUGUUUGUCUGUGGUAACCAUGGAGAUAGCUGCUGGUCUCCAUGGUUACGGCUCUCAACCUGCCGCUGGUGUUUGUUACAACUUGGUGCCUACAUGACCCCCCCCCCCCCCCCCCCCCCCGUACUCACACAAGAACAUGGCGCUGCUGCAUGGGUGUGGCGGAAUGUUGGGGGCGGAGUCAGACUCUCCAUCGUCACCUGUUCUUGUGUGUUUGCAGCCCGUCCUCUCGGAUUGAUCAGGAGUCCAUUUGGUUCCGUCUCCAGGACUAAACCCGAACCAAAUUCUAAUCCUGAGCUUAACUUCAUCAUCCGGGUCUGAGUCCUAAUCUGUCUGAGUCACGGUCCCUGGUGGUCCCAGUCCCUCUGGGUUCCGGUCUUCCUGGGUCCCGGUCCCUGGGGGUUCCGGUCCUCCUGGAUCCCGGCCCCUGGGGGUCCCGGUACGCCUGGGUCCCGGCCCCUGGGGGUCCCUGUCCUACUGGGUCUCGAUCCCUGGGAGUUCCGGGCCUCCUGGGUCCUGAUCUACCUGGGUCCCGGUCCCUGGGGGUUCCGGUCCUCCUGGGUCCCGGCCCCUGGGGGUCCUGGUACGCCUGGGUCCCGGCCCCUGGGGGUCCCUGUCCUACUGGAUCUGGGUCCCUGGGAGUUCUGGUCCUCCUGGGUCCUGAUCUACCUGGGUCCCGGUCCCUGGGGGUUCCAGUCCUCCUGGGUCCCGGUACGCUUGGGUCUCGGUCCCUGGGAGUUCCGGUCCUCCUGGGUCCUGAUCUACCUGGGUCCCGGUCCCUGGGGGUUCCGGGUCUCCUGGGUCCCGGCCCCUGGGGGUUCCGGUCCUCCUGGGUCCCGGCCCCUGGGGGUCCCGGUACGCCUGGGUCCCGGCCCCUGGGGGUCGCUUUCCUACUGGGUCACGGUUCCUGGGGUCCUGGUCCAUCCGGGUCUUUGCUUGUUUUUAUUUGCUUUAGUUUAAUUUUGUUGUUCAAAAACCAGAGUUUUAUGGAAACAUUCAGCUGGAAGCUUCAGUUUUUUAUCGUUUACGGUUUCUUAAUCUUUAUUUUUGUCUUCUGGAGGCCAUCUGGAGGCGAAGGCCGUGCUUCUGGACAGAACCGUUCUGUGAAGGUGACUCAGACCCAGACCAGGUUCCAGCAUCACACCCAGCUUCUUUCAUCAAAGCCAAACCAAGUUUUUAAUUUGGUAAAAUAUCGGAACGUUUUGGUUCCGGAUGUUUGAGUAUUAAAUAUUAAAAAUAUAAAUCGGCUUCGAGGUUGUCGGGUAAAAAACUUCGUAAUGAAUUAAAUAAAACGGGAUUUUCUCGAUGCGUUGGAAAAGCUGCAGCUGUUGGAGUUUUUUCUCACAUCUGGACCCUCAUCUAAACCUGGAGACUCCCAUGAUGCAUCUGUCCACAGCCCUGUUCCAGAGCCGAGGGACGCCACAGAGUUGAUCAGAGGGACUAGCGUUAAAUGUAAAAUAUAGAAAUGAUAUUUAAACAAAGUCGUUUUGAUCUUUUCUAGAUGAACUUUUGUGGAUCUGUAGUUUUCUGGAUGCCGGAUAAACGGAAGCAGGUGAUAUUCCUGCCGUUGUCCAUGUGGAUGCUUUAUGGAACGAUGUAGUUUUGUACCGUAAGAGUUGUGCUCUAAUAAUUCCACACUUCGUGCAUCUGGAAGGUUUGUGUUCUUCCUCUCUGGGUGUUUCUGUCAACGGUCGUUUCACAGCUCCGCUAUUUUGUGUUCAAUAAAACUUUUGGUGUUUGGAUCAUCAAAGAAGCAGA
Messenger RNA from Nothobranchius furzeri (turquoise killifish), 3240 nucleotides. RefSeq names its product histocompatibility (minor) 13 (gene hm13). Gene Ontology annotation, molecular function: aspartic endopeptidase activity, intramembrane cleaving. The record is from RefSeq and is a predicted model, not a curated record. Lineage: Eukaryota; Metazoa; Chordata; Actinopteri; Cyprinodontiformes; Nothobranchiidae. Gene Ontology annotation, cellular component: membrane; cytoplasmic side of endoplasmic reticulum membrane; lumenal side of endoplasmic reticulum membrane. Gene Ontology annotation, biological process: membrane protein proteolysis.